GCCUAUAAGAGCGGUGCGGCACUGCAGCUAGCGCAGUUCUCACCGAGACCCGUCACCCGGACUCUACGUGAGACCCACGGCCCGGACUCACCAUGCGUGAAUGCAUCUCAGUUCAUGUGGGGCAGGCAGGUGUCCAGAUGGGCAAUGCCUGUUGGGAGCUCUACUGUCUGGAACAUGGGAUUCAGCCCGAUGGGCAGAUGCCCAGUGAUAAGACCAUCGGCGGAGGGGACGACUCCUUCACCACCUUCUUCUGUGAGACCGGUGCUGGAAAGCAUGUGCCACGGGCAGUGUUUGUGGAUCUGGAGCCCACUGUGAUUGAUGAGAUCCGAAAUGGCCCAUACCGGCAGCUCUUCCACCCAGAGCAGCUCAUCACUGGGAAGGAGGAUGCCGCUAACAACUAUGCCCGUGGUCACUACACCAUUGGCAAGGAGAUCAUUGAUCCGGUACUGGACAGGAUCNNNGCCUCCCUGCGCUUCGACGGGGCCCUCAACGUGGACCUGACGGAGUUCCAGACCAACCUGGUGCCCUACCCCCGCAUCCACUUCCCCCUGGCCACCUACGCGCCCGUCAUCUCUGCGGAGAAGGCCUACCACGAGCAGCUGUCGGUGGCCGAGAUCACCAACGCCUGCUUCGAGCCCGCCAACCAGAUGGUGAAGUGCGACCCCCGCCACGGCAAGUACAUGGCCUGCUGCCUGCUGUACCGCGGAGACGUGGUGCCCAAGGACGUCAACGCCGCCAUCGCUGCCAUCAAGACCAAGCGCAGCAUUCAGUUCGUGGACUGGUGCCCCACGGGCUUCAAGGUUGGUAUCAACUACCAGCCGCCCACCGUGGUGCCCGGGGGUGACCUGGCCAAGGUGCAGCGUGCCGUGUGCAUGCUGAGCAACACGACCGCCAUCGCCGAGGCCUGGGCCCGCCUGGACCACAAGUUUGACCUGAUGUAUGCCAAGAGGGCCUUUGUGCACUGGUACGUGGGCGAGGGCAUGGAGGAGGGGGAGUUCUCCGAGGCCCGGGAGGAUAUGGCUGCCCUGGAGAAGGAUUACGAGGAGGUGGGCAUGGAUAGUGUGGAGGGGGAGGGAGAAGAAGAGGGGGAUGAAUACUAGGGGAACCCCGUGUGUCUGUCCUCAAUAAAGUACUGUGGCCUUCCUGU
Suricata suricatta (meerkat) is the source of this 1147-nucleotide messenger RNA. RefSeq names its product tubulin alpha-1D chain-like. Gene Ontology annotation, biological process: mitotic cell cycle; microtubule cytoskeleton organization. Gene Ontology annotation, cellular component: microtubule; cytoplasm. Lineage: Eukaryota; Metazoa; Chordata; Mammalia; Carnivora; Herpestidae. Gene Ontology annotation, molecular function: structural constituent of cytoskeleton; GTP binding. The transcript has 4 exons. Bases 93 to 1100 code for a protein of 335 amino acids. The record is from RefSeq and is a predicted model, not a curated record.